Molecule: messenger RNA, 6456 nt
Organism: Dunckerocampus dactyliophorus (ringed pipefish)
Lineage: Eukaryota; Metazoa; Chordata; Actinopteri; Syngnathiformes; Syngnathidae
Gene: syt16
Product: synaptotagmin XVI
Exons: 5
Coding region: 553-1986 (477 amino acids)
Source: RefSeq, a predicted model, not a curated record
GAGUCACCAAUUAACCUAACAUGCAUUUUUUUUUUUGGAAUGUGGGAGGAAACCGGAGUACCCAGAGAAAACCCACCACGCACGGGGAGAACAUGCAAACUCCACACACAAAUGAAAGAAUCGAACCCAGACUGUUACUGUGUUGGCCAACAUGCUAACCACUAGACCACCGUGCAGCCUGGGCAAAUAUCCACCUCGCAAAAAGACGUCAUCUUGCUGGCUUCAUAUCUGUACUAUAUACAGUAUAUAACGUGGACACCAGAGGUUAGGGGGUCAAGGUGAAGAAGGAGUUUUAUAGAGUACAGAUGGCUUGUGGGACUCCUGAAGCAGCUGACAGGUACCGGAAGCCCAAGCGGCAUAGAUAGAUACUGUAUUUAUCUCCAAGAGGAAUUCACUAAUGCAGGAAUGGCUUGCAGAUUCUGCGCUGGUUGAAGCAAAGCAUCUCAGGUGGAGGAGGAGUCCGGCAGGCCAUGGAGCACAAUUUUCGUCAAGAGCUUUGGCAGUGGCGGCAACGAUGGCGCCGGCACGUCCUCGGACAGUGACAAUGAGGUCAUGAAGCAGUUUGAGAUCUCGGUGUCACGCUCGCAGAGUUUGCGUAUAAGUCAGCCUAAAGGUGACGACCAGCAGCACCAGCAGCAGCAGCAGCAGCUUCGGCGGGCGCUGAGCCGACAAAAUAAGUUCUCCCGUCUGUCCAAACACGAGGAGGGCAGCACUGAGCCAUCAGACAGUGAAGACAUCCUCCCGCCUGCCGUCUUGGAGGCUCCUGGCGAACAGAACCUCCUGGACUCGCACUCGUCAGCACCCUCUGCGCCAGAAAAACCAGACGGGAUGGAGUCGUUAGCCGCCAUCCAGGAGAGUCCGGUGCACGGAAUGAUCCGACCGAACACAGACGGCAGCGAGGAUGCAGAGACGAGUCAGGACAGGACAGACAGCUCCUCCACAUGGAGCCCUGAGCAAGAGCAGCCACCCCACCAUGACAUCAUCCCUCAGCCAAUAAGCUCCUCCCCCCAAGUGCCAGUCUCCAAAUGUUGUGACCUGGUGGUCUCUCUGGAAUACCGUCCGGCUACGGAGAAGCUGCUGGCCACUGUGGUGGCGGCGCGGGACGUCCCGGACAAGGGUCGCAGCGGAAUGGACUCGUGGCAGGUCCACAUGGUCCUGCUACCCUCCAAGAAGCAACGCCACAAGACCUCCAUGAGGCGGAACUUGCCGAUCUACUUCAACCAGACCUUCAGCUUCCUGCGCGUGGAGCCCUCAGAUCUGCGCAUGUCGGCCCUCAGGUUCCGCAUGUACGCCCUGGAGGGCAGGUUAUCCCGGGAGCGCUUGAUGGGUGAGACUGUGCUGCGCCUAGCGGGGAUCGACUCGGCCGGGGGCACCUUGGAGACCACGCUGGUCCUGGAGCCUCGCAGUAACAUCAAAAGCAUGGACUCGUUGCUGAGCCUGGCGGGCGUGUCCCACAGCGACAGCGCCUCGUCCACACAGUCGCUGACGCACGGUGGUUCCCCCGAGCUGCUGGUGGGCCUCACCUACAAUGCCACUACGGGCCGCAUGUCUGUGGAGCUCAUCAAGGGAAGCCACUUCAGAAACCUGGCGGCCAACAGACCACCAGGUCCGACCCUUGUUGAAGUUCUUCCUGAAGAGCAAGCCUUUCAUUCCGCUCUUCUUCUCCUUUCAGACACGUUCGCUCGCUUGACGCUGCUGAACUCAGUGGGCCAGGAGAUCACGCGCUGCAAAACGUCCUUACGCCGCGGCCAGCCAAACCCUGUCUAUAAGGAGACCUUCGUCUUCCAGGUGGCGCUCUUCCAGCUGUCGGAUGUCACGCUGAUGCUGUCCGUGUACAACCGGCGCAGCUUGAAGCGCAAGGAGAUGGUGGGCUGGGUCGCCCUGGGCCAGAACAGCAGCGGCGAUGAGGAGGAGCUCCACUGGAGGGACAUGAAAGACGGCAAAGGACAGCAGGUGUGUCGCUGGCACGUCCUCCUGGAGGCGUGACGCCACCUGCUGGCCUGGAUGUGCUCUUUUGACACAUCCACUCACCUCCUCGUCACUGCUGAGGUGAAAAGAGCGUUUAUUAAGUUUAUAUUUGUUCGUGUUGACACCGAUUUCAACACUGAUUUUAACAUGUCUCUGUUUGAGUGCUUGUCAUCAACUAAAUCAUUUUCGCUCAAAAACAUUUAUUUUUACACAUAAUGACGCUCACACAAAUUCAUUUGAGGAUGCUUAACUGCCAAUCAAAUAUUUCAUUAAAAAGAGGGCUGAUUUGUUAGCGUUAGCCUAAACCCAGGGUGUCCGGGGGACACUUUCGGCUUUUAUUUUCCAUCUUCUGCAUAUUGUAAAAAUAAAAUGAAUUAUGAAUAAGAUAUAUUAUUUUAUAUGACACUAAUUUGCUUUGUCAGGUAUAACACAAUGCUAACUUGGCUAGCUUAGCAUAUAUUGACCUACAUUUAUUGAUCAAAGUGGCCCUCCUGCAGCCCCCCCUGGGAAAGGUUGGAAAACCCAAGUCUUCUUCUACAGCUAGCUCUUAGCCAGGCAUGCGUUAUUAAUUUAUUCCUUGUCGUUUUUGUUUUAAGUAGAGCGUUGACACUCUCUUGAGAUCGGGGUGUCCAAACUUUAUCCAGUGAGGGUCACAUACAUAAAAAUUAAAGGAUGGGGAGCCACUUUGAUAUGUUUAGUACAUAAAACAUUCUAAAUGCAGUCCAGUGUAUGUCAAGAUAUGCUAACCGAUCUGAAUGAAAUAUUCACAUCUUAGCUUUGUGUGAUAGCUGACAAAGCUAAUUAAAGUAAAAAUUCAUAAUAUAGCUUGUUAAUAAUGAAUUCUGUUUUACGACUGUGCACAGGGCCAAUAAAAAAUGAGCUGCAGGCUGAAAAUUGCUGCCCAGGCCACACUUUGGACACCCCUGUUUUAGAUGCUCGCAGGAUUUUUCCUGCUAAAAUGUUUGACAAAACAUUGCCAGUACAGUGGAUCCCCGCAAAUUCACAGCAUUGACAGAUUCACGAUUUCAACAGUGUUUUCCUCUGAAAAUGGAUCGUUUUUCCCGGAGAAAACACAUCUCAUUCAUCCUAAGUCAGUAAUCAUUCAUAAAUACGUGAUAAACCAGGUAAAAUGCACAGCAUAUACAGUAUGUACCACUGUUAAGAAGACCACAAUUUUUAUAUGCUUCACUCAAUGACGUUUUUUUUCAUCAAGAGCGCUUUGUUCUGGGAUCUUUGAACGCACCGUAGUUGUCGUAAGAUGCAAAAGUGAAACUUCUGUAUAAUUCCAUCUGUUCAUGGAUCAUCUUCCAUUAUCAUUCAUUAGUGUGAGUACCUAUACAUUUUAUACUUUAAAUGUGUUUAAUAAGCACGUGAGGCAUAUUUAGGGCUUAAACCUGGAAUGUGUCACGACUGAAGAAAGAAGGGGAGGGCUCCGGAGCUGAAUCUAAUAAUUACAACAGUCACUUUUAUUGCAAAUGUUGAUCUGAAAUCAAAGCAGGAGGGGUUUUUGGGUGGGUGUCAAAGAUCGUGUGUAAAUUAUGGCUGUCUAAAUGACUUAGGGGCGGUCUUGGAACAGAACCCCCGUGAAAUGCAGGGAUCUGCUGUAUAUUGGUUCGGUGUUUUCAGCCGGUGGGUUGAGUUGAUAACAUUUGUUAGUUGGCAGCUAUGAAUUCACUCUUGUUUCCAAACCUAAUUCAAAGCAAGAAAGGCCAGGUUUUCAGUGGCCCCUCUGGUUGUGCCGUUUGAAUGCGUCGCAUCGUACGUGAAAUGCGAUGUACUGCACUCUCAUGUCUUUUAUGCAUGACUGCAAGUUUGACGUACAGACAAGUCUUGUUUCUAUUUUUGCAAAUGUAUUUUUGAGGGAUUUAUCAGUAAUUUACUCGACAUAUUAGCAUGCAGUUGAGACACAUUUGUAAAAAGUGCCUGCAGGUCUAGGUGAACAUAUCAGUCAAAAUAUGAUGAUUCAUGUAUUUUUUGAAAACAUGAAAGUAUUCCUUAACAAAUGUGCUUUUCUAAUACUGCCAGAUGUUUACAUAUAAACUUGAAAAUUGUCUUUCUAUAAUAAUCAUAAGCAAAAGUAUGAAAUAUUUUACUGAAUUCACUGAAUUUAAUUCAUUUGAGCUUUUUUGCAGAAGGUGUAUCAUUUCAAAGUGUUUCCCCUUAAAAAAAUUAAGCAGCGACUCGUACACUCAACAAAGAUGUAAAGGCAACACUUGUUUUUCCUCCCAUUGUUCAUGUGCUGAACUCAAAGGUCUCCACGCAUCAAAAAUAUAAACUAGGGCUGUCAAAUGAUUACAAUUAUUAAUCAGAUUAAUCACGGUUUUCAAAUGAAUCAAUCAUGAUUAAUCACCAUGUCACACUUAUGCCUGAAAUAUGCCCAUUUUUACCGUAUUUUAUUGAAAGAAGAUAAAUGACAGGGCAGAAUUAUGUAUAUUUGUAUGUAUUAACGGCGCCAAAUUAACUGAAAAUUAAAAUCAAAUUAAGAGAUGGCACACAUGUCUAAAGAUCCUAGCAGUGGUUUCUUUUAAUAGCACAAUAUUUGAAUCAGACUUUAACUGUGUUAUUAUGAGCAGUUGCGUUCAAAGACACGUCAUUUAAGUUGAAUUCACAUGUUUUGAGGGAAUUUUCUGGGAUUUCCAAGCGUACUUAAAUGCAGAAAAUUGUACUUCCGCAUGAAGAAUUACAAAGUGAGUGCUAAGAAUAUCCACUUAGUUUUUCUUUGCAUUUCUGUUUAUUUACACCACACAUGGGCCGCACGGUGGUCUAGUGGUUAGCAUGUUGGUCACACAGUCAGGAGAUCAGGUUCGCAUCUCUGUGUGGAGUUUGCACGUUCUCCCCGUGCGUGCGUUGGUUUUCUCCGGGUACUCCGGUUUCCUCCCACAUUCCAAAAACAUGCAUGUUAGGUUAAUUGGUGACUCUAAAUUGUCCAUAGGUAUGAAUGUGAGUGUGAAUGGUUGUUUGUCUAUAUGUGCCCUGCGAUUGGCUGGUGACCAGUCCAGGGUGUACCCUGCCUCUUGUCUGAAGUCAGCUGGGAUAGGCUCCAGCAUGCCCCCGCGACUCUAAUUAGGAUAAGCGGCAUAGAAAAUGGCACACAAUAAAUGAGGAAGUGUUGUUGCAAUGACGAAUGUGCUAGAGACGUGUUUGUUUGGAGGUGGAGAUACAUAUAUGGUGUUGGAUUUGCACUGCUUUUGAUGUGUUGAGGUCAGAAUAACGUUAUAAAAGAGCGUCAGACUCUCUGGGGAGCUACACUGUGCCGCCGCCGUCUGUCAUAACACAGAGCCAAGGCUUGCCAUGAUGCGUACGCGUUAAUUACGCUAAAACAUGUAACGGAAUUAAGGAAAUUAGCUACCACCGUUAACGCGCUAUUUUUGACAGCCCUAAUAUAAACGCAACACUUCUGUUUGCGCCAAUCCAGAGCAUCCCAAACAUGCUUGCUAACUUCAAAAUGCCAUCAAUAAAAUGCACCUGUGUUUGUUGUCCAUAACAUGUGCGCGUGCCCAUACCAUAACUCCACCGCCACCGUGGGCCACUCUAUCCACAACACAGGUGCAUUUCACCUACCGUAUUGAUGACAUUUUGAAUGCACAGAGAUACUGUGGCAAGAGCCUAAGGCACAAGCAUCACCACCGUCACCAACUGUUGCAGCGUGAUAAUGCAUGACCCCAUGUAGCAAGGAUCUGUAUAGCUGAAACCAUCCAAGCAUGGCCAGCAUACUCACCCGACAUGUCACCCAUUGAGCGUGUUUGGGAUGCUCUGGAUCAGUGUAUAUGCUAUUUGAGGCAAAUGAUCAUCACAGCAGAUACUGACACAUUUUUAAGUGGCCUUUUAUUGUGGCCAACCUAAGGCACACCAAGUAUGAAUGAUGAAUGUUCACCAACACAGAUUUAGAUAUAUUUGUGAACAGUAUUUGGGAGAGAUAUUCCAUUUGUAUACAUAGAAAAGGUUUUAGAUUUUUGAGUUCAGCUCAGAGAUGCUGGCGCCCAUUGUUGUGCCAUUCAUCCACAACCAUCACCUCAUAUUGCAGCAAGAUAAUGCACGGCCCCGUGUUGCCAAGGAUCCUGGAAGCUGAAAACAUCCCAGUGCUUGCAUGGUUAGCAUACUCCCUGGACUUGUCAGCCGUUGAGCAUGUUUGAGCAUGCCACCUUUUGGAGUGGCCUUUUAUUGUGGCCAACCUGUAGCACCUAGGUAGAUGAAUUAUGAAUGCUCACUAACACAGAUUUAGACAAAUUUCUGCACAAUAUUUGAGAGCGAGAGGCCUUUUGUGUACAAAGAAAACACCUUAAGAUCUUUGAGCUCAGCUCAUGAAAAAUGGGAGCGAAGACAAAAGUGUUGUUUGUAUGUUUUUGGGUGUAGGUCCUUCAGUUCAGCUCUGACUCCAGUCCCUGUCUGGGUUCUCGUUGCACCCAGAGAGCACUUUUUUGUACCUUUUAAUUUCCUUCUUGUGGAUGCCAAUAAAGAUUCCCGCUGAGGGAUCAUCUGUCUGCCAUC